AUGCCGCGCGCGGUGCCCGCGGACGCGGCGGCGAAGCGCAGACGGUGCGUCGAAGAUGCGGAGGACGCGCGGCGAGGAGCCGAGCCUACGGGGUCGAAGCGGCGAGCGCAGCGGGACCUGGACGAGGGGCGGCGAUUCUUAUUACGCGCCUUCUCGACCGACUGCUUCCGACGCGCGGACGAGACACCGACCGCGUCACCGCGCGUGAUGGAUGAGCAAACGUUCAAGCACAUCUUGGAGGGUUUUUACGGCGGCGACGUCGAGGCGAUUCUCAACUCAUGUCGAGACGAAUCCAACGAGGCGUGGAGCGAGAGCGACGUCGAGGAGGCGAUGCGCGCGUUGCACGAGGAUGGGAAGACGAUAAACGCCCCAUUUUGUUUCGCCCCGGGAGCUAUCGAGCUCAAGAGAUUGAUGCAUCUCGAGUCGUGGCGAGUGCUACGGAGAGGUGGUGCUAGCGACCGCGGCGACUCUGAUGUGAACACGUGGCAGCGUCGGUUCGAUACGCGCGCGUACGAGCACGCGCACAGAGACUCGGAGACGGCUUUCGCGACGUGCGCGGACCCGACCUUCGAUGGUCAACUAGUGUGCGGUGUGCACUCGGGAGAGUGCGAAGUUGGUGUGUACGUGUCUCGCGCCGGCGGGGACGUCGCGGAAUGGCACCGCGACAUCGGAAAUAAUUUCACCGUUCAACUCACCGGCGGUAAGGAGUGGGAGGUUGAACAUUACACGCAACGCGACGGUAGAGGUGUCGUUGCGUUUAAUAACGCGGCGCUUAUUGAUAAGCCCAGGUGUGGCGCGGAUUAUUUCCUUCAACCUCCCGCGUGGCCUCGGUCCGUCGAUAAAUCCACGGUAAAAAGGUUCUGCAUCAACGCCGGGGAAUCGGUGAGCAUAUCGAAGGGACGAUUUCAUCGAGUCACGCCUGUCGGUAAGGAUAUUUCUGUAUCGAUCGAUGUGCGGGUGACAAGCUUUUCUGUCGAAGAACGGUUUGCAGAGGGAACUUUCCUGCGUUAUCUCGCGACUCGUUCGCGCGAUGAAUGGUUGAAGCCCUUCUUUCAGCAGGUGACAACGUUCGCUGAUUCACCUUUGGUUCGAGGAGACGUCUUUCCUCCGUGUUUAAAUGAUUUUCCAAUGCCACAGAUUUGCUGGUUACCGUUUGAGACUGACUUCUCUGACGGUUUAGUGCUCGGCGCGCGUCUAGAGUACAUCGUCGGCGCGGCGCCGAAUGUCGCCGGUCAUUUUGACACGUAUAGUUCGUACAGCAGCAUCUUGUCCAAGAAAAUUGACGACGAACUCGUUGGUCUAGUUUUCAAUCCAGUGUGUACGUGUGCGUGCACGACAACCGGCAAAUAUCACGUGUUGAACAUCAAGGCCACGUCGGCGAUCACGAAUAGAGACUUGAUGAGCGAGUUCAACAUAUACGUCGAUCGUUCUUCCGUGAACGAGCGCGAGAUGGAGGCAUUUGAGAAUCCGUUUACGUUCGUGCGGAGUGAGCCAAGAAAUGCGAGUAAGGUGCAACGGAUUCGCGUCGGCACGCCCGUAGACGUGUGCGCACCGGAUAGUUACGCGAUAACUGAGGCCUUUGGCGCGUUGCGACACGUCCUCGCGGAUGCGGGCAUCCUCAUGGAACAAAGGAAGAGCGACGUGCUGGACUUUUGGAAAGCCGCGUACGCACGUCACUACGGUGGUAGAUUAAUUCCUGAUGAUGCGGAUGCUGGUGUACCAUAG
Molecule: messenger RNA, 1725 nt
Organism: Ostreococcus tauri
Lineage: Eukaryota; Viridiplantae; Chlorophyta; Mamiellophyceae; Mamiellales; Bathycoccaceae
Product: unnamed product
Exons: 1
Coding region: 1-1725 (574 amino acids)
Source: RefSeq, a predicted model, not a curated record